AACGGUUUUUCCAGUGACAUUUAAAUUGUUACUGUUUUUUACAUCACAAAUAUAUAAAAAGUGAACUUUUCAAAGUAUUUACAAUUCUCAAAUUGAUGUAAUUAUUAUCCUUAUAGUCUUAGACAAAAGAUUUUUUAAAACAUACGUUUGUAUAUGAUAAAGUUAGAACGGAAGACGAAUGACAGUGCCAAAAUGAAAAAUCGGAAGGAACCAGUUACCCCACGACGUAGGGCUUCGAUAGGCAAAAACGGUAUAAUAGGGAAAGUCACAAGGACUUUAUCGCGGCCAGUAUCUAGUACAGCUCCAAAAGUCACCGCUACAUCUUGUAAUAUAAAAGUGGUUGUAAGAGUCCGUCCACCUAAUGUAAAAGAACAAGAUGAGAAGCAUCAAUCUGUUGUCCAAGUGGUGAACCAGCAAGUCUUGAUUUUUGAUCCAAAAGAAGAUGAGACACCUUUUUUUUAUCAUGGUGUACAGCAGAAACAUAGAGAUUUGCUUAAAAGAUCCAAAAAAGACAUAAAAUUUUCCUUUGAUAGGGUUUUUACCACUGAGUCCACAAAUUCAGAAGUGUUUUUGGACAGUACAAAAAACUUGAUUGAUAAUCUGAUGGAUGGUUGUAAUUGUUCUGUUUUUGCUUAUGGAGCUACAGGAGCUGGCAAGACAUUUACCAUGAUAGGGAGCAAUGAAAAUCCAGGGAUUACUUUCCUGACAAUGAAAGCCUUAUUUCAGAAAAAAGAGGAUCUGUGUUCAGAGAGGGACUUUGAGUUAAUGUUAACCUACAUUGAAGUGUAUAAUGAGCUUGUUAAAGAUCUAUUAAAUCCAGGAACUCCUUUAAAUUUGUUGGAAGAUGCAAAAUAUGGGGUUAGAGUACAAGGUAUUACAGGACACAAAAUUAACAAACCAGAUGACUUAUUCUCUUUACUGGAGCAGGGAAAUAAAAGAAGAACUCAACAUCCUACAGAUGCCAAUGCGGAAAGUAGUCGAUCACAUGCGGUUUUCCAGGUUUAUAUUCAAAUGAAAAUGAAAGCAACAAAAGAGGUCAGGCAAGCGAAAUUGAGCAUGAUCGAUCUGGCAGGAAGUGAAAGAGGCUCCGCGACAGGUUUCAUGGGGGCCCGGUUUAAAGAGGGCGCUAAUAUAAAUAAAUCUUUGUUAGCAUUGGGUAAUUGUAUCAAUAGCUUAGCGGAUGGUCAAAGACAUGUGCCAUACAGAGAUUCAAAAUUAACCAGAUUGCUAAAAGAUAGUCUAGGCGGAAAUUGUCAUACUGUUAUGAUCGCCAAUGUGUCUCCUUCAUCAUUAAGUUUUGAUGACACGUACAAUACUUUAAAAUAUGCCUCUAGAGCAAGCCAAAUAAAGACUUCUAUUAAACGUAACGUCGUCAACGUCGAUAUGCACAUCGAGCAAUAUAUUAAAUUGGUUGAAGAUCUCCAAACUGAAAAUUUAAAAUUAAAAAAAGAGGUUGCUGAAUUGAAGGAAAUGAUGAACUGUUCGGAGAAGUUGACAGAUAGCCCGGUCCUUAAAGAUUUGACAAACCACCAAGAAGUUGAAAAAGAAGAAGAAAAGGUUGAGAUAAAUGAUGCAAGGACAGUUUUACCCGCGGAAACAGUCGUUGCUGAAUCGCCGUGCAAUAAAGAAGUUGACAGUGAAAUGUUGACAGUUUUGAAGAUUUUUCUUCAAGAUCAGAAAGAUUUGUUGGAGCGUGAAUAUCGGCUACAAUGUAGUGAGUUGGGUAUGUCGUUAAAGAGAGAAUUAAAAACUCAGGCCAAAGAUCGACUUAGCAACUUGUACAUAGAUACACCGGACAAAGAAGAGAUGAGGCGAAAGCUUAACGAGCAGGUUGGAAGAUUUGAGAAAAAAGAAUACACCACCAAAAAGGAACUGUCAGACAUUCAACUGAAGAAAAAGAACGUAGAAGGAAAAAUUCAAUUUUUAUUAAAAAAACAUCCGGCUCUGAAAGAAGAGAUUAACCGAGCCACUAUCGAAUUAGAAAUUUUGAGUCAUAAAUAUAAGGCUGAAUUAAAACAAAGGGAAGCGGAAGUACUCCUGGACGACCACAAGGACAAAUGCGUGGCGAUUGAAUACAUGGCAAAAUUUAUCAAACGUUUGUAUCUGUCAGUUGGUGGAAAAUACGAUGCACCCGAAAGUGUCACAAAGGACUACGACAACUUAGUGGCCACUCUGAAUGGCAGAAAAAAUGUUAAAUUUGAAGAAGUCGCUGGGAAUUUUGUGGCAAGUGAAGGUCUAAACGAUGUUCUAUCUCUGGAAUCGGCCAUCGGCGACGAAAACAGUCGGAAACGUAAAAUCGAAACAGACAGCCAAAUUUCUCUGGACUCGACGUUUACCUGUAAUGGGGAAAAAGCAGCCCCCAAAAGCCCCAUGCCCGCUGGCGGUGCAAAAUCGAGAAUUAAUUCGCAACUAGUAACCGAAGGCUCUAAAGCUCCCAUAAAGAGAUUUGCUACCGGAGUGUCACCGAGGUCGAGAUCUAAGCCGAGGCUAAAAUGUUCCCCUAAGACGAAUAUUACCAACGUGAGAUUAGGCAGAAUGGAUUUGGUUAGGAAUGGUAUUAAAAAAGCGACUGCAAAAACUGUUACCGAAAGACCAAGAUUUAAAUUUUGAAUUAUCUUUGGUCCAACUUCUGAGAGCUUGCCGAAAUAAGACUUACUAACCAUCCUGUUUACUGAGCUUUUGCAAUAUGUACUAAUUCUUAAACAGUAUCUCGAUAUUUAUGUUUAGUUUUGAAAUGUUUAUUUAAAAUAAAAAUUGUAUUUCUUUUUGUAUAA
Molecule: messenger RNA, 2774 nt
Organism: Anthonomus grandis grandis
Lineage: Eukaryota; Metazoa; Arthropoda; Insecta; Coleoptera; Curculionidae
Product: kinesin-like protein KIF18A
Exons: 13
Coding region: 154-2610 (818 amino acids)
Biological process (GO): microtubule-based movement
Molecular function (GO): ATP binding; microtubule motor activity; microtubule binding
Source: RefSeq, a predicted model, not a curated record